GGGCAUGCGUAAGCGUGCGCGGGCGCGUCGGCCGGCGAGGGAGUAGCAAACGGCCGGCGGCGCACGCCGCGCGGGGGGCGGUCGGCGCGGCGAGAGCGGCGGUGGCCAUGGCCGAGGCGUCGCCGCAGCCAGGACGGUACUUCUGCCACUGCUGCUCGGUCGAGAUCGUUCCGCGCCUGCCGGACUACAUCUGCCCGAGGUGCGAAUCGGGUUUCAUUGAAGAACUUCCGGAAGAGACCAGAAAUACAGAAAAUGGUUCUGCCCCCUCCACAGCCCCCACGGACCAGAGCAGGCAGCCGUUUGAGAAUGUGGACCAGCAUCUGUUCACACUGCCGCAGGGCUAUGGGCAGUUUGCUUUCGGCAUCUUUGACGAUAGCUUCGAGAUCCCCACAUUCACCCCAGGGGCGCAGCCUGAUGACAGCCGGGACCCCGAGAGCCGGCGGGAUCGGGAACACCCCUCGCGGCACCGCUAUGGCGCUCGGCAGCCCCGGGCCCGCCUCACUGCCCGGCGCACCACGAGCCGGCAUGAGGGCGUCCCGACACUGGAAGGGAUCAUUCAGCAGCUGGUCAAUGGCAUCAUCACUCCUGCCACCAUCCCCAACCUAGGCCUGGGCCCCUGGGGUGUCCUGCAUUCAAACCCCAUGGACUACGCCUGGGGGGCCAACGGCCUAGACGCCAUCAUCACACAGCUCCUCAAUCAGUUUGAGAACACGGGCCCCCCGCCUGCAGACAAAGAGAGAAUCCAGGCCCUCCCCACUGUCCCCGUCACUGAGGAGCACGUAGGCUCUGGGCUCGAGUGCCCCGUGUGCAAGGACGACUACGCGCUGGGGGAGAGUGUGCGCCAGCUGCCCUGCAACCACCUCUUCCACAACAACUGCAUCGUGCCCUGGCUGGAGCAGCAUGACAGCUGCCCUGUCUGCCGGAAGAGCCUCACAGGACAGAACACAGCUACCAACCCCCCGGGGCUGACCAGGGUGAGCUUCUCCUCCUCGUCGUCGUCCUCCUCCUCCAGCUCGCCCAGCAACGAGAACGCGGCCAGUAACUCCUGAG
Messenger RNA from Orycteropus afer afer, 1050 nucleotides. RefSeq names its product ring finger protein 126 (gene RNF126). Gene Ontology annotation, molecular function: ubiquitin protein ligase activity. Gene Ontology annotation, cellular component: cytoplasm. The record is from RefSeq and is a predicted model, not a curated record. Gene Ontology annotation, biological process: protein ubiquitination. NCBI's taxonomy places the organism in Eukaryota, Metazoa, Chordata, Mammalia, Tubulidentata, Orycteropodidae.